Salvia splendens (bonfire salvia) is the source of this 3058-nucleotide messenger RNA. Its product is annotated as probable LRR receptor-like serine/threonine-protein kinase At5g10290. Gene Ontology annotation, biological process: protein phosphorylation. The transcript has 12 exons. Lineage: Eukaryota; Viridiplantae; Streptophyta; Magnoliopsida; Lamiales; Lamiaceae. The record is from RefSeq and is a predicted model, not a curated record. The coding region runs from base 1118 to 2941 and encodes 607 amino acids. Gene Ontology annotation, molecular function: protein kinase activity; ATP binding.
UGAGAUAGGAGUGGAAGAGGAGGGGCCGAGCUAGACGAAAGGAAAGACCUCUCACACACCACGCAUUUACAGUUAGUUAAAAAAACCCAUCACAGCAAAAGAGCAUUUUCAGAAACUUCCUUCUUCUGCUUCAGAUUUGCUCCAAACAGAAGUACACAACACUUCAUUACUUUCAAACCAAAAUCAGACCCGUUUCUGGUCCUUCACUUGGUUACUUUUCUUGAUUUUAUCCUUACCUUUUUUUAAUUGGCGAAGUUGUUGUUUAAUUUAUGAACAUGUAUGCAACUCUCUUCUUUGAUUUUUUGUUGGAUUUGGAAUUCAAGAUUUUUGAUUCACCCCCUUCUAUUCUUUUAUCUGCUUUGUCGAAAGAUUGGAUCUUUUUAUUGAAUUUCUUGAUUGGCUCCGUAGGGAAACUUAAUUAAUAGAAUCUGUUCAUUUAUUUCUGUAGCAGUUGGACGGUUGGAUUAUUAAUUACUACUACUAUGAAUUUAUGUGAAAUAUUUGGAGGGAAACUCUGAUGGUGUUGUUCAGUUUUAUGUUUUUGUGGUUUGUUUUCUGCAGAUUGAAUGUUUGUGAAUCUUCAUUAGUAUUUUCUUUUUUUUUUACUGUUUAUUUUGUUUGUCUUUAUUUAAAUUUGGAGAGAUUUGCUUUCUUGUGGCAAAUAAUUAAACUAGAAUAGACUGACAAUGCCAGAAUUCAAAUCGUUGAAGUGAAAUAGAUAAAUACAGUUAAAUGCAAGCGAUCUACCCUUAUGAUGAGGAUUGUGGACUGAAAUUCCGAGCUACUAAAAGAGGAGAGUUGAGCAGAGAUUUUUGCCUUAUAACAUUACAAAGCUUCUGUUUUUGGGAUUUGGUUAUCGGAUUAUAUUUCGUCCAGAAAGAACUUUGGGUUAUUGCUUACAAAUAAUGUCUUAUUUGUUCAUAUAUUUUGUGCUAUUAACUUGUACAGAUUGUUUCUUAAGCAUUGUCAUAUAUAGUCAUGCACGCGUCAGCAAAAGGUUCUGAUGUUGGCUUUGCUGAUGGGAAAUUGAUAGGGUUCUCGUCUUCUUGAUGAUCAUCCACAGAGAGUAGACGCUAUACUAUGUUUGACUGGCUGUGUACGCGUGAAUUGAUAUGAUAUGAAGUUGGUCCUGCUCAUUGCAGUCCUGGUGUUCGCAUGUUUAACUGCUUUUGUAUCUCCUGAUGCACAAGGAGAUGCAUUGUUUGCUUUGAGGACUUCACUCAAAGCUUCAAGCAAUCAGCUUACCGAUUGGAAUCAGAAUCAAGUUAACCCGUGCACAUGGUCCAAAGUUAUAUGCGACAGUACUAACAAUGUGACGACCGUGACAUUGUCUAAUAUGGGAUUUACUGGAACCUUAUCACCUCAAAUCGGGAAUUUGAAGGCACUGAAUACACUCCAGUUACAAGGAAACGGAAUAACUGGUAUGAUACCUGAAGAGUUGGGAAAUUUGUCGAGCUUGACAAUGUUAGAUCUCGAAAAUAAUAACUUAACUGGAGAAAUACCGUCUUCCCUAGGCAAUCUCAGGAGGCUCACAUUUUUGAUUUUAAAUCAAAACAAUCUCUCCGGACCAGUUCCCGAAUCACUUUCAAGUCUUUCAAACUUGGUUAACCUACAACUUGCUUCUAACAGUCUGAGUGGUAAAAUCCCAGAGCAGUUAUUUAGGGUCUCCAAGUAUAAUUUUACAGGCAAUCAAUUAAACUGUGGUAUCAAUUUUCCCCACAGUUGUGCCUCCGAAAAUGGAGGCCAUUCAAGUAAAUCAAAGACUGGCAUGAUAAUCGGGAUUGUUGCUGCCCUUGUUGCUAUUAUUGUUCUCGGAUGUUUACUGCUUUUAUUCUUGUGGAAGGGUAGGCAUAAAGGCUACAGACGUGAAGUUUUUGUCGACGUUGCAGGUGAAGUUGAUCGGAGAAUUGAGUUUGGCCAACUGAAGAGAUUUGCGUGGAGAGAGUUGCAGAUUGCUACAGACAGUUUCAGCGAGAAAAACGUGCUGGGACAGGGUGGUUUUGGAAAAGUUUACAAAGGCGUCCUUCCUGAUAACACCAAGGUUGCUGUCAAACGGUUAACUGAUUUUGAGAGUCCCGGGGGGGAUACGGCAUUCCAGCGCGAAGUCGAGAUGAUCAGUGUGGCCGUUCACAAAAAUCUUCUCCGACUCAUUGGCUUCUGCACAACGCCAACUGAACGCCUUCUGGUUUACCCUUUCAUGCAAAACUUGAGUGUUGCCUCUCGUCUUCGAGAGCUUAAACCCGGGGAUCCCGUUUUGGACUGGCCGAGCAGAAAGAGGGUGGCGCUGGGCACAGCGCGUGGGCUAGAGUACUUGCACGAGCAUUGCAAUCCAAAAAUCAUCCACCGAGAUGUAAAAGCUGCAAAUGUUUUGCUUGACGAACAUUUUGAGGCCGUUGUUGGUGACUUCGGGUUGGCAAAGCUUGUUGAUGUGAGGAAAACCAAUGUAACGACACAGGUUCGUGGGACGAUGGGCCACAUAGCUCCUGAAUACCUGUCCACCGGAAAAUCAUCGGAGAAGACCGACGUGUUUGGAUACGGCAUCCUGCUUCUAGAGAUCGUCACGGGCCAACGAGCUAUAGAUUUCUCCCGCUUGGAAGAAGAAGAUGAUGUCUUACUGCUCGACCAUGUCAAGAAACUGCAACGGGAGAAACGACUGGAUGCCAUUGUGGAUCAGAACCUGAGUAGAAACUACAACAUUCAAGAAGUCGAGAUGAUGAUCCAGGUCGCGCUACUGUGCACUCAGGGCUCACCGGAGGACCGGCCAGCAAUGUCAGAAGUCGUCCGUAUGCUGGAAGGGGAAGGGCUUGCUGAGAGAUGGGAGGAGUGGCAGCACGUGGAGGUCACGAGGAGGCAAGAACACGAGAGGCUGCAGAGAAGGUUUGACUGGGGGGAGGAUUCGAUCUACAACCAGAAUGCCAUCGAGCUAUCUGGGGGACGAUAAGAAUAGCAGAGUUGGAAGUGAAAAUUCGUUAGAAAGGAGAAGUCAUAUAUACCACAUUUUAUGUGUUUCGUUUGCUUUGCUUCAAUUGAAAUGAAAUAUUUUUUGUUUUCAGUUAAA